Molecule: messenger RNA, 1481 nt
Organism: Hibiscus syriacus
Lineage: Eukaryota; Viridiplantae; Streptophyta; Magnoliopsida; Malvales; Malvaceae
Exons: 1
Coding region: 128-1276 (382 amino acids)
Source: RefSeq, a predicted model, not a curated record
UUAAAGAGCGACCUGCGCCUUCAUCUUCCUCCUCCCUCCCAUAUGCAUUUCUCCACCAUUAUUACGAGCCCCGCAAGCUACUCCCUCGUCUCUAAGUAUUAUCUAAACCAUUUUUUCAUCUCUCAACAUGGAUUUAACUCAAAAUCUCCACAAUAAUCCUUCUACUCUAGCUCACCUCUCUUCUUCUUCUUACAAUGAAGGCGACCACACCGAAACGCCGCGUUUCAGUGAAGACUUUGAUUCAACCUGCUCCACUCCCUACGUCAGUGCACCGUCGAGCCCCGGCCGUGGCCCCACGUCGGGAUACUUUUUCAGUGCGCCGGCCAGUCCCAUGCAUUUCAUUUUGUCUUCUGCUCUUUCCUCAAAGUCUCAUCUUUCGUCCGAGCCCUCAUUAAUAUCGGCGCAAUCGGAUGCUUCGUAUUUCGAGUUCGAGUUUUCGUCUCGCUUUUCCAGUAAUGGCUCUGUGACUGUCGGAUCCAUGAGUUCGGCUGACGAGUUGUUCUUGAACGGCCAGAUCAGGUCCAUGAAGCUCUCUUCUCACUUGCAAAGACCUCAGAACCUAGCUCCUUUAUUAGAUCUUGACGUCGAGGAAAACGACGACGGUUCAAACAAGCAGGAAGCCUCACGAGGAAGGGAUCUGGAGCUUCGAAGCAGGUCGAUCCAUAGAAAGGCGAGAUCUUUAUCACCGCUUCGAAACCCAGAGUUCCAAUGGGAAGAAGAUGAAGAAGAAGAGUGUAGCGGAGAAGGCCGGAAAGAAGUCAGUAAGCUCAAUUUUGAAGGCUUGAAAGAAACCGAACUUUCAAAGGAAACGACACCAUCUUCCUCUGCAUCUUCAUCAAGAUCUUCAUCUUCAGGCAGGAACUCCAAAAAGUGGAUAUUCCUGAAAGAUCUUUUGUACAGAAGCAAAAGCGAAGGGAGAGCGAAUGGGAAAGAAAAGUUUUGGACUUCCAUAUCAUUUUCAUCAUUAAAAGAGAAAAAGAUCCAAAUGGAACAGGAAAAGCCUCCACCUUUGAAACGUAAGCAAAAGGAAAAUAAACAAGGCGCGGGCAAGAAAGUGAGUUCCGGGAAACCGUCAAAUGGAGUAGCAAAAAGACGAGUCCCUCCGUCACCGCACGAGUUGCACUACACCACCAACAGAGCUCAAGCCGAGAAAGUGAAGAAGAGAACUUACUUGCCUUACAGACGAGGAUUAUUUGGUUGCUUAAGCUUCAGUUCGAAAAGUUACGGUGCACUUGACGGUCUCGCCAGAAGCUUAAAUCCAGUUUCGUCUAGGUAAUUAACGGUGGCCUUAAACCGAUUAAAAAAAAUAACAGGGUCCGUUUUGUAUAUAGUUUCUUUAAACUAUAUCAUACUGUCGUACGUAUUAAUUUAAUCUUAAGGUAGCCUAUGGUACAAAGAAGCUAUGUUAUGUUUUUAAUCAACACUGCUAAAGCUUCUUUUUGUUGUGAUUAAGGAAUUUUUAAGGUUAAUCAGUGGUACAA